AUACCGAUACUGUCUGCAACCUGACAGUAUCGGUAUGUUCAAAGAUAAAAGCCUAAAAAUAUAGCAUUCAAAAUUAUUUUUCUAAAUACAAAGAUCCGAUUUGUCGUUCAAAACGUGUGUUUUAAAGACGAGUAAAUCAAGCGCUGUAUUGUUGAAAGAGCUGCAUUACAAAAUGUAUUGCAGACAUGUUGAGGGACGUGUUGACGCUGAUAACAGACACCAGCGUACUAAUAUAUAGCUCAUCACUUCCUUAUCUCACUUCCUUGCCACAUCCCUCUCUGUCUUCCUUCCUCUUGCCGUCUACUUCCCCACCGCUGCUGCUCAAACUAGGCAACGACUUUGCCGAUACCCUGUUACACAAUCGAUCCUCUCCCUCGCACUCAUCUGUUCAGGUGAGAGAUGCUCAGUGAUCCCUUCGAGGACUGUCUGAACUGCCAGUGUGUCGGUCAGCACUGUCUGCCGGUGCCCCGGUUUGACUCCAACACACAGAAGCACGCUUCUGAUAGAGGAAGCUCUGACUUGUUCAACACCGUUUCCUGUUGUGUCAGAUGAGUUUGUGCGCUGCACUCCGUGUUUUGUGAGGCAGACGGAUCCGGUUCCCCCCUCUCGCCUCUUGUCACACAGUCGGUCUCAAGUUCCCCUCCUACCUUCACAACCGGACCGUUGACACAGCAGGAGGACGGUGGGAGAGGGAAGAAGAAGAGAAAAAUGGAGCUUCUGUGCCUCGGAGGGAGGUGAAGUGUCUCCCGUCACACUUGAUGGUCGCCGUGCAUCGCCAUGCGUCGUGCGUUCAGUACGUUCCGAGGUUACAGGAGAGCCGGGGAGGACGACGACGAGGUGUUUGUGAGCGGCCCCGGACACAAGACAACAUCACCCACGGUUCAGGGCCGGUCCGACUCGCCGGUCUACACCAACCUCCAGGAGCUGAAGCUCUCGCAGUCCAGCCUGCCGCCUGUACCCUCCAGCUCCCCUCUCCACGUCCUGGGCGACUGGGAGACCCACAAAGACCUGAGCGGUAGGCAUUUCUACUACAACCGAGCCACCGGGGAGCGGACCUGGAAGCCGCCGCGCACCAGGGACGCCAGCGGCAGCACCAGCAGCAUCCGAGGAGACAGCCAGGGCACGGCAGAGAGCGAGGUGAGGAGACGCUUGGAUCAAGUUGAUCCGUUGAAUCGAUAAAGUAGUUCAAAGUAAUUUAAUUGUGAGACUAUUCGACUUCUGUUAAAAAGCUUCUAAUUGGGCAUACGGAAGCCCUGAGAGGCAGGGGAGAUUCAUCUAUCUGGUGAUCCAUGUUUUACGUCUGAUCUUAAUUGUUUUCUCUUCAAAACAGAUGUUUUGCCAG
Molecule: messenger RNA, 1342 nt
Organism: Anarrhichthys ocellatus (wolf-eel)
Lineage: Eukaryota; Metazoa; Chordata; Actinopteri; Perciformes; Anarhichadidae
Product: rho GTPase-activating protein 12-like
Exons: 2
Coding region: 778-1179 (133 amino acids)
Biological process (GO): regulation of GTPase activity
Cellular component (GO): cytoplasm
Molecular function (GO): protein binding
Source: RefSeq, a predicted model, not a curated record